This is a messenger RNA of Drosophila virilis, 1829 nucleotides long. RefSeq lists its product as uncharacterized. NCBI's taxonomy places the organism in Eukaryota, Metazoa, Arthropoda, Insecta, Diptera, Drosophilidae. The record is from RefSeq and is a predicted model, not a curated record.
AUAAUGGUUAUGAAUGCAGACUGCCUUGUGGAGAACGCCGGCUGCACAAGACUCAAAACAAACAACAGCCUCAGCAAAUGAUAUUAUCAGAGUUGACAGACGGAGCGGAGCGCGCGUUAAAAGAAAACAAUGUGCAAUAAAUGAGGCACGACUGCUGCCAGCCAAGAGAGAGCGGUAAAACAAUAAAAAACAAAAGCGAAAAAAAAAAACGUGCAACUGAUAAGCAAUUUGAAGGUAGACAAAGCGACAAUAUUUAACCUGGUCACCUGGAGGCGAAUCAUUUGAGUUUCACACCUAGCGCGUUGCACGAAUCUGUCAGAGCGGAGGCAACUGAGUCUCUGUGUCUGCGUGGGUGUGUUUGUGUAUGUGUGCCUGUGCCACCUGUCGUCAUGUUGACACACACAACGCUGCUUAUCAAGCGCAGCAGCCAGUUGCUGCCACUUCUACUGCUGCUGCAGCUGCUGUUGGCGGCAUUGCGCUGUGAUGGCGCCACGGUCACCUGGGGGCAGGUAAACAAAUACGCCAGCACGCUGCAUGCACAAGAUGUUUACCUCGCGGAUGCGAAUGUGAAUGUCACGGAUGUUGUAUAUGGCACACAGAAUCCCGAAGCUGUCGAUGCCUAUACGAUUACGGCGGUCCACGCCUACGAUAUGACGCCGCCCGAGGGCGAUGGCGGGCGGGCGCUACUUUUGGGUGGCGGUGUGGGCCAACAGUAUGCCACGGUGCGUUUCCAGCGGCACAGAUCCGUGCCCGUGUUGCACUAUCAAUUGGUCAUUUAUGGUGUCGAAUUGUGAACGCGUCACAGGUGACAGCUGAGCUCACACGCACUGACGUUCUGUGUACUUUGCUGCUGCUGUGUGUUUUAUUAACAAUUUUGUUGUUUUUUUUUUUUUUUUUGUGUGUCUCACAACUUAAUUAACUUCUAAUUAAAGUUGGAAUUCGACGCAGUCGGCUUCCUGCUCGGCGACAGACAGUUGCUAACUAAAUUAUAAUAAUUUCAUAAUUAAGAGCAUGAGUUGCGCUUAUUAGGAUGAAAAAUGUGAAAAUUGCAUUAUAAGUUACACACAAACACACGCAUGCACACACACACGCACGCACACAUACGGGCUGACGACACGUCGAAAUUUAACAUUGUGCGACGUCUUGACAGAAGCCGCGGAUGCUGCUGUUGCAGCUACUCGUAAUGAGAUGCAAAUGCGCCCACUCACAACCAACCCACACCCACCCACACAGCCUUACCCACAAAAGCAUCCUCCCAUCCGCACACACACUCACACACACACACACCUACACAGACAGCCGCUUAGCGGUUUGGUUUGCAGGCGUAAGUCGCUUUAAGCGCCUGAUAAAUGCAGCUUAAUUCGAAAACUACCUCCCUACCUCCCCCAGCAGCCCCACUUAAAGUACAAUAUGCACGUAAGAGGCUUUAGGCCGAUUAAGAAAUAAUAUAUCUAUAGUUGUGAGCAAUCGCAUCAUUCAAGAGCUGAUUUUGCGCUUUACUUUUACCUGUUCGACUUCAAUCAGGGCAAUUUCCAUCUGCCGAAUGGCUGUUUUUAUGCCUACAACUUCAUAAAGUAUUCAUAUAUGUCAUUAGUGACUGUGACUAGUAAGUCUAUAUGCAUUCAAUUAAUCCACUUUUACGUAAAAGCUAAGCCCCAAUAGAUAUUAAUUGAAUGACUCACACGUGCGUUAGUUUAUGCACGGUAAUCAAAACAAAACAAUUGCGUUUUCUAUAGAAAAUAAUUAAUUGCUUGAUCAGAGAGUUUUAUUAGAGUUUAAGCAAAACUACCAUUUUAUCUGAUUAGAAUAAACAAAUAUUGUAUUAUUAA